Messenger RNA from Nicotiana tabacum (common tobacco), 517 nucleotides. NCBI's taxonomy places the organism in Eukaryota, Viridiplantae, Streptophyta, Magnoliopsida, Solanales, Solanaceae. The record is from RefSeq and is a predicted model, not a curated record.
UAGCGUUUUUGGUAGAAUUCUACAAAUCAAUGGCACCAGGCGGAUGUGUCUUUAGACAAACCACAAUUACAUGUGCUUCUACUCAAGCUAACCGAUCAUCUGCUCCAUCAAAUAGUAAUAAUCCUAUUCCUAAUACAGAUGAUUCAACUAGAAUUAGGAAAUGUUGUGGAAGGACAAUGGGAAAAGGUCUUGAGAAAAUGAAGAAGUCUAUAGGAAGAAAGAUGGUUAUAGAAAUCCCAGUUGGUAAAGGAAGGCCAGUUGAGGCAAUUCCAUCAGCAAAGCUAUCAAAUGAGUUAGGAAUUGUUGCUCGCAACUUUCUUUCGCUUCCAAACAAGUGGAAGGAACUCACAAGAGAGGAUAAGGAUGCAGCAUUAAUUAGAUGCCAUGAGAAGUUUGAAAUUAACUUGGACGAGCAUUACACCAAAGAUAGCUGUGAGGAUAUUCUGAAAAAUAGAAGCUGACAAUGGCGCUACAAAUUAAAAAAGCUAUUUGAAAGUGCAAGCUCCGAGGAAGAGGC